Penicillium canescens is the source of this 909-nucleotide messenger RNA. RefSeq names its product phytanoyl-CoA dioxygenase family protein. Bases 1 to 909 code for a protein of 302 amino acids. The transcript has a single exon. NCBI's taxonomy places the organism in Eukaryota, Fungi, Ascomycota, Eurotiomycetes, Eurotiales, Aspergillaceae. The record is from RefSeq and is a predicted model, not a curated record.
AUGACGAAAUCGAAUUGCCACAACCUGUCUAUUCGUCGCAUUCCGGCCAUUGCAGGAUGUGAAUCAAUCAACAAAGUGUUGCAAGAAGACGGUUGUGUUAUCGUGGAGAAAUUUCUCACGCCCGAUCAAGUCAUGGACAUCAACAAAGAUGUGGAUCCACAUAUUACCAAAAUCCACACCAAACGAGGGACGUACCAAGAAGGCUACUGGCUGAAUAUGAGACGACAGGGCCAUCUGGCUCUACUCAGCAAAACGUAUCGGGAGGAUGUCUUGAACCAUCCGGUCAUACACGGUAUCUCCGAGAAGAUCUUCCUGAAAGAGUCUGGAGACUACUGGUUGGCUACGUCAGCAGUUCUAGAGACUGGCCCGGGGUACGCAGGACAAACCCUGCAUAGGGAACAAGAUGGAAUCCCCAUCUGCACUGCUAUGGGAAGGGACUGUCCAGAAGCGAUGUUCAACUUUCUUAUCGCCCUGACUCCGUUUACCGAUGAGAAUGGAGCAACCCGAGUGAUUCCAGGAAGCGAGAAGUGGCACGACUAUAGUUACCAGCCUUCGAUUGAAGAUUCCAUACCCGUGGAAAUGAAUGCUGGAGAUGCUGUCCUGUUCAAUGGCAAGGUGCUCCACGGCGCGGGCAAAAAUCGAUCCGAAAAUUUCAAUCGCCGUGCUCUGCCUAUUGUGAUGCAGUCGGGAUACUUCACUCCAGUUGAAGCCUCUGCAUUUCUUCCUCGUCCUGUAAUCGAGAGUAUGACCCCUCUGGCGCAAAGAAUGGUGGGCUGGAGAUCAGUUAAAUGUCAGGGCAUCGAAUUGUGGUCAUUGCACAUGAAUGAACUUGGAAUGCAGUUGGGGCUGAAAUCAAAUCAGCCGUUACCAGAGGAUCAAGUUGAUAAAAAGUGGUUAUCUCAUUACUGA